ACUCACUCUUCUUUAAGGCCAGCUGAUUCAGGAUAAUUGGGUAAAUGGUAACAUCAGAAAAUCCCAUGGGCAUUCACCCAUUGCUUGACUUUUUUUAGGAAUUCCUUUUAUAGGAAUAAAAGAAGUUUCUUAUUCAGAGCAAUAUUGGGUGGCUUAUUAUGAUGACAGCAAAUAUGGCAAUGUUAAGUCCAUGGAUGGCAGUAGCAGCAGAAUCAUGGCAUGCAGGGGAAGCAAAUCUAUACCCAGUGUAAGUGCCUACUCCAGGAGGGAAGAGAUCUGAUAGAAUUGACCUGCAGCCAAGUUGUUUCCAAGUCCUCCUUACAGAGUGUUCCUUCUAUUAUAUUAUACCAAUGAAUCUCUGGCCUCUGAACUUCUUUCAACACUGGCAAUGGCUGAAGCCACUUUUGAGUUAACCAACCAAACACACAGAACCAAGAAUACCUGACAUCCUCUGAGAGCCAAGCAAAGAACAUUAAGGAAGAAAGGAGGGAUGACACUGGACAGAGUGCAGUGAACAAAGACACUUGAAGGAGCAGGGCACCCACUGCCCAGAGACUGGACUGUGUCAUCAGAAUGAGAACUUACCGGUACUUCUUGCUACUCUUUUGGGUUGGUCAGCCCUACCCAACUUUCUCAACUCCGUUAUCUAAGAGGACUAGUGGUUUCCCAGCAAAGAAAAGGGCCCUGGAGCUCUCUGGAAACAGCAAAAAUGAGCUGAACCGUUCGAAAAGAAGCUGGAUGUGGAAUCAGUUCUUUCUCCUGGAGGAAUACACGGGAUCCGAUUAUCAGUAUGUGGGCAAGUUACAUUCAGACCAGGAUAGAGGAGAUGGAUCACUUAAAUAUAUCCUUUCAGGAGAUGGAGCAGGAGAUCUCUUCAUUAUCAAUGAAAACACAGGAGACAUACAGGCCACCAAGAGGCUGGACAGGGAAGAAAAACCUGUUUACAUCCUUCGAGCUCAAGCUAUAAACAGAAGGACAGGGAGACCCGUGGAGCCCGAAUCUGAAUUCAUCAUCAAGAUCCAUGACAUCAACGACAAUGAACCAAUAUUUACCAAGGAUGUUUACACGGCCACUGUUCCCGAAAUGUCUGAUGUUGGCACAUUUGUUGUCCAAGUCACCGCAACUGAUGCUGAUGAUCCAACUUAUGGCAACAGUGCUAAAGUUGUGUAUAGUAUCCUACAGGGGCAGCCCUAUUUUUCAGUUGAAUCAGAAACAGGUAUCAUCAAGACAGCUUUGCUCAACAUGGAUCGAGAAAACAGAGAGCAGUACCAAGUGGUGAUUCAAGCCAAGGAUAUGGGUGGCCAGAUGGGGGGAUUAUCUGGGACCACCACGGUGAACAUCACGCUAACUGAUGUCAACGACAACCCUCCCCGGUUUCCCCAGAGUACAUACCAGUUUAAAACCCCUGAAUCUUCUCCACCGGGUACACCAAUUGGCAGGAUCAAAGCCAGCGACGCUGACAUGGGAGAAAACGCCGAAAUUGAGUACAGCAUUACAGAGGGAGAAGGGCUGGACAUGUUCGAUGUCGUCACCGACCAAGAAACUCAGGAAGGAGUUAUUACUGUCAAAAAGGUCUUGGACUUUGAAAAGAAGAAAGUGUACACCCUCAAAGUGGAAGCCUCCAAUCCUCAUGUUGAACCCCGCUUUCUCUACCUGGGUCCAUUCAAAGAUGCAGCUACGGUCAGAAUCAUGGUGGAAGAUGUGGAUGAGCCUCCUGUCUUCAGCAAACUGGCCUACAUCCUACAAAUAAGAGAAGAUGCUCAGAUAAACACAACCAUAGGCUCAGUCACAGCCCAAGAUCCUGAUGCUGCCAGGAAUCCUGUCAAGUAUUCUGUUGAUCGACACACAGAUAUGGACAGAAUAUUCAACAUUGAUUCUGGAAAUGGUUCAAUUUUUACGUCGAAACUUCUUGACCGAGAAACAUUGCUGUGGCACAACAUUACAGUAAUAGCAACAGAGAUCAAUAAUCCAAAGCAAAGCAGCCGAGUCCCUCUAUAUAUUAAAGUUCUAGAUGUCAAUGACAAUGCCCCGGAAUUUGCUGAAUUCUAUGAAACCUUUGUCUGUGAAAAGGCAAAAGCAGAUCAGUUGAUUCAGACCCUACGAGCCAUUGACAAAGACGACCCUUAUAGCGGGCACCAAUUCUCAUUCUCUUUGGCCCCUGAAGCAACCAGUGGCUCAAAUUUUACCAUUCAAGACAACAAAGAUAACACAGCAGGAAUCUUAACUCGGAAAAAUGGCUAUAAUAGACACGAGAUGAGCACCUAUCUCCUGCCUGUGGUCAUUUCAGACAACGACUACCCAGUCCAAAGCAGCACUGGGACAGUAACUGUCCGGGUCUGUGCAUGUGACCACCAUGGGAACAUGCAGUCCUGCCAUGCGGAGGCCCUCGUCCACCCCACGGGACUGAGCACAGGGGCUCUCAUUGCCAUCCUUCUGUGCAUCGUGACCCUACUAGUGACGGUGGUGCUGUUCGCAGCUUUGAGGCGGCAGCGGAAAAAAGAACCUUUGAUCAUUUCCAAAGAGGACAUCAGAGACAACAUUGUCAGUUACAACGACGAGGGUGGCGGAGAGGAGGACACCCAGGCCUUUGAUAUCGGCACCCUGAGGAACCCCGAAGCCAUAGAGGACAGCAAAUUACGCAGGGACAUCGUGCCCGAGGCCCUCUUUCUGCCCCGACGGACUCCAGCAGCUCGAGACAACACCGACGUCCGGGAUUUCAUUAACCAAAGGUUGAAGGAGAACGACACGGACCCCACCGCGCCGCCCUACGACUCCUUGGCCACCUACGCCUACGAGGGCACCGGCUCGGUGGCCGACUCGCUGAGCUCGCUGGACUCGGUGACCACGGAGGGAGACCAAGACUACGACUACCUUAGCGACUGGGGCCCGCGGUUCAAAAAGCUGGCAGACAUGUACGGAGGCGUGGACAGUGACAAAGACUCCUAAUGCGUUGCCUUUGUCACCUCGCAGUCCGCCGCCCAAGGACCUGCAGUGGCGACGCCCGCCUCCGCGUCCACUGCUCCGCGAAGGCUUCUCGGUGGUGCCCGUGCCCGACGUCGACGGCUGCAGUCCGGGGGAACCCAACGCGAGGGACUUUUUUCUAGUACACUUUUAUGAGCUUCCAAGAGGCAAAGGUUUAUUUUUUAGCGCAUCCAGUUAUCCAUGUCGGUCAGCCCCCCAGGCCCCGUGCUGGAAGAGAGAACCAGGAGUGAGAUUUUCCCUUGCUCUCCUAGGGCGGGUUGGGAACACGCUCAGUGUCACUGGCCCGGCCUCCCUACCACACUCCAUUGACUCAGGUCAGCUGACUGCUCUGGCUGUACAUUUCACACGCUAAUGGGAUGAGGGACUGUGCUUUAACGAUAAAAAUAUAGUUUUAGUGGGAAGAAAUGAGGCAGGAACAACUGUGAGGUUGGUCCUGGUAUAUCCGCUCGCAAGGAGAUGAUGGACUGUGUAUAUUGGGUGUGUUUUAGGGGUGUGUCCCAAAGUAUUUAAAAUGGCAUUUGCCUGUCCUAUGUGUUCUUCAAGAACUUUUUCUGGCACCAGUGACCAUUCAAAGCAUCAAAUCCACCAAUGUUUUAAGAUUCUGGGUCCUCUUUAGGACUAGAAACAAAUCAAAUGGUAAUAUUAAAAAACAACAAACAAAACGUAAUGAUAUCUCAUUCCUGGCCACUAACUCAUAAUUGUUUUAUAUAUUAAACACACAAAAGUUUGCCCUUGCACCGUAUAAAGAGAAAGGGAAAAUAGCUAAUGAUGUCAACAAAGGAAAUAUUUAGCAUAUUUUAAAGCUCGGGCCACCAAAUGUACUACAGAUCACUUAAAAUUACUUCGACCAUCAGUAUCAGUAAACUAAUCACAAGUAAGUCUAAUUGUUUCAAAUUCUCAAAGAAACUUUUCUGAGACAAAUUUUAACUCCUUGUCUGUAGUUGUUGUCAGUAUUAUUCUAAUAUACUUGAAAGUAGCCGUGUGAAGUACAAUUCAUAUUCUUGAUGCUUCGUACACAAUUAAGUUACAUUAGUAAAGGUAGAUUAGAAAAACUCAAAUCCUGCCCUCAGAGUUUAAUGGGGAAAUGGGAGCCAGCCACACUUGAACCUGAUAACUUGUCCUUCACAUCUGGAAACAUCUAUAUAUUUAUAUGAUGUGAUAUAGAUGUAUUGUUGAGAUCACAGUGAAAAACUACACAUUACAUGUUUGGAAUAUGCUUACGAAGGGAAAAAUUUGAUUCCCUUCAACGAGAGUGUUUAAGAUGGUAUUAAAAUGAUAGUUGACAUUCAAAAGCAUUAAUAUUUUUCCAUUGUUUUUAACUUCGUUGCUAUGGCAACCCUGCCAUCCUUGUCUUUGAACCAAUGAUAAAAGUAAUGGUCUCAAACUACAACAGAAAAGUAAUGUACAAUCCAUCCAAUCUAUUAUUUCUCUAAUUAUGCAAUUAGCAUCAUAGUUAUUAUCCAGAGGACCCAACUGAACUGAACUAAUCCUUUUGGCAGGUUCAAAUCAUUUAUUUCAUAUGGCUGUUCUAAUGAUUUGUAUCAUUAGAAUCUUACAUUGUGCAGUCAUCAGAAAAUUCCAAAGUACUGUAAUGAAAACAUUGUUGUUUCAAAAACUUAGAAAAGAAAAAAACCCAGGCUCUGUAUAUAUCUAUAUAUCUAUAUAUCUAUAUAUAUUAUGUACUUAAGAA
This is a messenger RNA of Panthera uncia (snow leopard), 4672 nucleotides long. It is a transcript of the gene CDH6, whose product is annotated as cadherin 6. NCBI's taxonomy places the organism in Eukaryota, Metazoa, Chordata, Mammalia, Carnivora, Felidae. The record is from RefSeq and is a predicted model, not a curated record. Gene Ontology annotation, molecular function: calcium ion binding; cadherin binding. Gene Ontology annotation, cellular component: catenin complex; adherens junction; plasma membrane. The coding region runs from base 574 to 2946 and encodes 790 amino acids. Gene Ontology annotation, biological process: adherens junction organization; cell morphogenesis; homophilic cell-cell adhesion. The transcript is spliced from 13 exons.